Messenger RNA from Tupaia belangeri chinensis (Chinese tree shrew), 4051 nucleotides. RefSeq names its product family with sequence similarity 171 member A1 (gene FAM171A1). The transcript has 10 exons. The record is from RefSeq and is a predicted model, not a curated record. Gene Ontology annotation, biological process: regulation of cell shape; stress fiber assembly. Lineage: Eukaryota; Metazoa; Chordata; Mammalia; Scandentia; Tupaiidae. Bases 1 to 2796 code for a protein of 931 amino acids. Gene Ontology annotation, cellular component: plasma membrane.
AUGGGGAGCCAUGGAAGUUGCAGUACAGCACUUUCAAGUCAGUCCAGUCGUAUUUCAUCUGUCGUCAAACAAUGUGAGAGUUUAAUAAGAGCAACAGGAAAAGUUCUAGAAGGAAAGAACACUUCCAACUUCCAUUGUUCUGCAAAGACUCCCUCCCAAGUAUUUUUUCCCCCUGCAGUGACUGAGUGGGCGUCAGAUGAUUGGAACAAGAGAAAAGAGGUGACAUUGAAGGUGCACAUCAGUGACGCCAGCACUCACCAGCCCAUUGCGGAUGCGCUCAUUGAGAUCUUCAGCAACCAGGUCCCCAUCGCCUCUGGUACCUCGGGGACAGAUGGUGUCGCCUUCGUCAAGUUCCAGUACAGACUGGGCAGUCAGCUCAUUGUCACCGCUACCAAGCAUGCCUAUGUGCCAAACUCUGCCCCGUGGAAGCCAAUUCGAUUACCUGUAUUUUCUUCGCUGAGUCUUGGCCUGCUUCCAGAACGGUCUGCUACUCUAAUGGUAUAUGAAGAUAUUGUCCAAAUAGUGUCAGGAUUCCAAGGUGCCCGGCCACAGCCUCGAGUUCAUUUCCAAAGAAGGGCUCUGCGGUUGCCUGAGAAUACCAGCUACAGCGAUCUGACUGCCUUUCUCACGGCCGCCAGCUCUCCCUCCGAGGUGGACAGUUUUCCUUAUUUGCGAGGAUUAGACGGAAAUGGAACAGGAAACAGCACCAGGUAUGACCUGACUCCAGUCACGGCCGUCAGCGUCCACUUGCUCAGCAGUAAUGGAACGCCAGUCCUGGUGGAUGGCCCCAUCUAUGUCACUGUGCCCCUAGCCACCCAGAGCAGCCUGAGGCACAAUGCCUAUGUUGCGGCAUGGCGGUUUGACCAGAAGCUGGGAACGUGGCUGAAGAGUGGUCUGGGCCUCGUGCACCAGGAAGGCAGCCAGCUGACGUGGACGUACAUCGCCCCCCAGCUGGGGUACUGGGUGGCAGCCAUGUCUCCCCCUGUCCCAGGUCCCGUUGUAACACAGGACAUUACCACGUAUCACACGGUGUUUCUUUUGGCCAUUUUAGGAGGAAUGGCUUUCAUACUUUUGGUUUUGCUGUGUCUUCUUUUAUAUUAUUGCAGGAGGAAGUGCUUGAAGCCUCGUCAACACCAUAGAAAACUGCAACUUCCUGCAGCUUUGGAGAGUUCCAAAAGAGAUCAGUCAACUUCCAUGUCACACAUCAACUUGCUGUUUUCUCGCCGGGCGUCCGAAUUCCCUGGCCCGCUGUCUGUCGCCAGCCACGGCCGCCCAGAGGCUCCAGGCACAAAGGAGUUGAUGAGUGGAGUCCAUUUAGAAAUGAUGUCUCCCAGCGGAGACGGGGAUCUCCACACGCCCAUGCUGAAGCUCUCCUACAGCACCUCGCAGGAAUUUAGCUCUCGGGAGGAACUCCUCUCCCAUAAAGAAGAGGACAAAAGCCAAAUCUCCUUUGAUAACCUGACUCCAAGUGGGACGCUGGGGAAAGACUACCGUAAAUCUGCAGAGAUUUUUCCCUUAAAGGCAAGAAAGCCUAUGGAAAGAGAAGGCUAUGAGUCCCCCGGCAACGAUGACUACAGGGGGAGUUACAACGCCAUGCUUUCCCAGCCUUUGUUUGAAAAGCAGGACCGAGAAGGUCCAGCAUCCGCAGGAAGUAAACUCACCAUUCAGGAACACAUGUACCCCGCGCCUUCAUCUCCUGAAAAAGACCAACUGCUGGACCGCAGACCUGCUGAAUGUAUGAUGUCGCGAUCGGUAGAUCACCUCGAGAGACCUACAUCCUUCCCGCGGCCGGGCCAGCUGAUCUGCUGCAGUUCUGUCGAUCAGGUCAAUGACAGCGUUUACAGAAAGGUGCUCCCUGCCUUGGUCAUCCCUGCUCAUUACAUGAAACUCCCAGGGGACCACUCCUAUGUCAGCCAGCCUCUGGUCGUCCCAGCUGACCAACAGCUGGAGAUAGAGAGGCUGCAGGCUGAGCUGGCCAAACCCCAUGCAGGCAUCUUCCCCCACCCGGCCUCACAGGUGCAGAACCAGCCCUUGUCCUCCCAGGCCAUCUCGCAGCAGCACUUGCAGGAGGCGGGCACCCGGGAGUGGAGCCCUCAGAAUGCAGCCAUGUCCGAGUCUCUCUCUAUCCCAGCGUCCCUGAACGAUGCAGCUUUGGCGCAAAUGAACAGCGAGGUGCAGCUCCUGACCGAAAAGGCACUGAUGGAGCUAGGGGGUGGGAAGCCACUUCCACAUCCACGGGCCUGGUUCGUCUCCCUGGAUGGAAGGUCCAAUGCUCACGUGAGACAUUCCUACAUCGAUCUCCAAAGAGCUGGAAGGAACGGAAGUAACGACGCCAGUUUGGACUCUGGUGUGGAUAUGAACGAACCAAAAUCUGCCCGAAAGGGAAGAGGAGAGCCUUUAUCUCUCCAACAGAACCAUCCACCUGUCCAGGAGCACCAGCAGAAGGAGCCCAGAGCCUCAGACAGCACUGCCUACACGCAGCUGGUGUACCUCGACGACAUGGACCAGAGCGGCAGUGAGUGCGGGACCACGGUGUGCACCCCUGAGGACAGUGCCCUGCGGUGCUUGUUGGAAGGCUCCAGCCGGCGAAGUGGCAGCCAGCUGCCCAGCCUGCAGGAGGAGACGACCAGACGAACUUCAGAUGUCCCCCCAGAGCCAUUGGCCAGUCCCCACCAGAGAAGAUCUGCUCACGAGGAAGACGAAGAUGACGAUGAUGAUGAUGACCAAGGAGAAGAUAAGAAAAGCCCCUGGCAGAAACGGGAGGAGAGACCCCUGAUGGCAUUUAACAUUAAAUGAGCUACCGCAGAGGCACCCAAUCAUGGAAUAUACAAUUGCCAAAUAUCCCUUCUCGUGGAAGCAUCUCCCUAUCUAUGGCGGAGGUUGAACCACGGCAAUGGGGGGACAGGGACGUCAACGGCAGUACUGCUUGCUGUGUACAUGGUAGAAAGGAAGACAAGUUCUUACGCAGAAGAAAGGAUGACUUUGCUGGAUGCCGCACCUCCAGGGACGUGGCCACAGGAGCAUCUGAGUGUCCUUCCACGGACUUGAUAUGUCCACUCCAGGGACGCUGAAAAGCCACACGUGAUGUUGCCACACCCUAACGAUCACCUCAGUUUUCCCUCAGAUUCUGGGAACAGAUGAAACUCUUUUUGCAUUGCUUGAAUCAAUUUUCCCGUGAUAAUGCUACUGUGAAGCUCUGAGAAAUUCGGUUGGCCCUGUGUGUCCAAGGUAUGCAUUAUCUCUUAAGGAAAGCUAUGCAUCGCUGCUUCGUGGUCUUAUUUUGAUAAAAUUUUGCUUUGAUUGGGUUUCAUUUGGGGGGGGUGCUUUUUUUUUCUUUUUUCCUUAAAAAAACAAUAUUCCAUUUGGUUGUAAAGAUUUUUUUCCCCUGCAUUUUGAUCUGUUCUACUUUUUAGCGGUUUCUUUUAGUGUCUCUCUUCUGGAACUCCUCCUGAGUGUCAUCUCUUAAUAUCCAAGCCUUUAUAAUGAAAUCGUACUGGAAUUUUUAUCAACUAAGAGUCCUUCAAUCCUGGUCCCAUUAACUCCAAGUGCCUUUUUUACAGUGACAACAGACAGUCCCUCGCUUUUUUGUUUUUCUUAACUCUUUUAAUUAAACUGCCUGGAUUUUAUAAUGUUAUUAAAUGAUGCCCCUUUUCUUUAAACUGCAUGCUGCCAAGUGCCAUUCGUGCUCCGCAUCCUCAUUUCCACGCAGUGCACUCUCUAGUUAUUAUGUGUGAUGUGGAUUCUGUUUAGCUAAGAUAGACUAGAGGACACUUUAGAGAUGCCCUCCCCUACUCCAUCCCUGUGGGCCAUGAGCCUCCAUUAUGGUUUUAGUGGCUGUUUGUAUAUAUACGGUUACGUAUUAACUCGGGAAUCCUAUGGGCUAAUCUUGCUCACCCAGCGUGGGAGUAUGGACUGAGCAAGUGGACUGAAUGUGACUAUUAAAAAAUCUUAUGUACUAUCCAAAAGUGCCAGAAUGACUCUUCUGUGCAUUCUCCUUAAAGAGCUGCUUGGUUAUCCAAAAAUGAAAAAUUCAAAAUAAACUCUGAAGAAU